UAACAACCUCUGGGAGAAAGCGAAGGAGCAAGAAGAGGAAAGAGAGAGAAAAAGUUUGUUUUCUCAGAGACAGCACGAGGCGGAACGAGAGUUAGAAAAAGUGAAGGGAGUGCACAGGGGCAGAGUUGGCGGAGAGGUUUUUAAAAAGCGUAUUUCGGGAAGAGGCUCCGGGUGGCCCGAGCUCCGUCGCCGCGCGGCUCGGAGGCGGCAUGGACAGCCCCAGCGCCCCGGCCGCUGCCCCCGCCGCUCCCUCUGGCGCCUUCGGCAUGGACAAGGCGUUCGGGACGCAGCAGCCCCUGGGCGGCCGACUCCUGGAGCCGGGGGACUGCGCCCAGGCCAGAAAGAACUUCAGCGUCAGCCACCUCUUGGACCUGGAGGAGGUGGCGGCCGCGGGCAGAAACGGAGGUCGCGAGCCCCGGGCCGAGCCCCGGGACGGCAGCCGGGGGCUGCAGGACCCGUCCGGGGGGAGCAGCGGCAGCGAGGCGGCGCCCCAGGACAGUGAGUGCCUCAGCCCCAGUAGAGGGGCUGCCAAAAGGAAGAAGAAGCAGCGGAGAAACCGAACCACCUUCAACAGCAGCCAGCUGCAAGCCCUGGAACGGGUGUUCGAGAGGACACACUAUCCUGAUGCCUUUGUCCGAGAGGAGCUGGCACGGAGGGUCAACCUGAGCGAGGCCCGGGUGCAGGUAUGGUUCCAGAACCGAAGGGCGAAGUUCCGACGAAAUGAGAGAGCCAUGCUGGCCAACAGAUCUGCCUCACUCCUCAAGUCUUAUAGCCAGGAAGCCGCCAUCGAGCAGCCCAUGGCCCCCAGGCCAACAGCCCUGAGUCCAGACUAUCUGUCCUGGACUACCACUUCUCCCUACAGCUCAGCUGCUGGCAGCUCUGGGCAAUCACACCCUCCUGCCAGAGAUGCACCGGCUGAUGGGGGCUCCAGAGCCAGUUGCGGGGGCAGCUCCACGCCUGUACAGAACAUCGAGAUGGGCUUGCCGCACGGUGCCAUCCUACAGCCCCGGGGGGACAGCCACUCCCCCUCAGGGGGUCAACAUGGCCAACAGCAUCGCCAGCCUCCGUCUCAAAGCCAAAGAGUUCAGCCUGCAUCAGAACCAGGUGCCCACAGUGAACUGAACGAUUCCCAGCAGCCCUCAGCCAGGACUAAGCUACCUUUUUCUUAAAAAAAAAAAAAAAAAAAAAAUUAAAGAAAGAAAAAAAACACAAAAAUGUUUUUAAAAGAAAAAAAUGAGAAAAAAGGGAGGAGGGAAGGAAUAGAAAAUGAACCCCCACUCCCCUCUCCACAGUGCCAGAAUGGCUGUGCCUACCCUCAACAGAAAGGCUUGUUAAGAAAGGAGCCUUCAGAGACAUCCAAGGACACUCUCUCCAACCCAAACUCCUCACAUUUGACUGCUGAGGACAGCAGGGCUCAGGCCCAGCCCCUUCCACCCUCUGUCUCUAUUAGCCUCACUCAUGAGCAUCUGAUGCUGUCAGGCCAGGAAGGAGGAGGGGACUUAUGUGAACAGAGUUUCUGUUUGAAAAUCCAAAAGCUUGAGUUCUUAAAUAAAAAAUAAUAUGGAAAUGAAUGGAAAAAAAAAGCAAAAAGGCUAUAAAUAGAACCAAACAGAACCAAAGAUGUUUCAUUUGAGAUGCAGAAUAUGAACUGGUACCAGCUGAUGCUAUUCAAGAUCCAUUUUGGUUCCUGAAACUAGAUGGGAUUUUGGCAUCAAAUGUCCAGCAGCCAAAGUCAGCAUGAACCAGUGGCCAUAGCCAUGCCCCUCUAUGACAUCAUUAUGCCAGCUGGCAUGCCUUGAUCUAUACACAGGCUGAAGUUUGCCUGUUUCCACAGGACAAAUGGUAGAA
This is a messenger RNA of Gracilinanus agilis (Agile Gracile Mouse Opossum), 1848 nucleotides long. It is a transcript of the gene PRRX2, whose product is annotated as paired related homeobox 2. Gene Ontology annotation, biological process: regulation of DNA-templated transcription. The record is from RefSeq and is a predicted model, not a curated record. The coding region runs from base 210 to 1169 and encodes 319 amino acids. NCBI's taxonomy places the organism in Eukaryota, Metazoa, Chordata, Mammalia, Didelphimorphia, Didelphidae. Gene Ontology annotation, molecular function: DNA-binding transcription factor activity, RNA polymerase II-specific; DNA binding. The transcript is spliced from 5 exons.